Argiope bruennichi is the source of this 5329-nucleotide messenger RNA. RefSeq lists its product as uncharacterized. The transcript has 8 exons. The record is from RefSeq and is a predicted model, not a curated record. Bases 287 to 3676 code for a protein of 1129 amino acids. NCBI's taxonomy places the organism in Eukaryota, Metazoa, Arthropoda, Arachnida, Araneae, Araneidae.
AGAGAAACAAUCCUGCCGUCCAGCUGUUUUCCGACAGUCGUUCGGCUACUUUUACGUGUACGGACGCCGCGAGUGCGUUCGCCUGCUUUUUCCGGUGGGAUUGAGCGUCAUUUUUUCAAAAGCUUUGUUCAGUUCUUUUUUUUUCUUUUUGGAUUUGUACUGAAAAUCAUCCAGAAGUUUUGCGUCUUAAAUAUUUGAGAACUUGAAACCUCUAGAAGAAACAUGUUCUGAAUUUCGAGCAUUUGCGAAGACCUCGUCGUCUGAGCCCAUAGAAUCGGAUGUUGAAAUGGGGAACGGGAGCUCACACUCCAUCGUCCUCGGAUCUCCAAGAUUCCAAUCAUCAGAUUUCCCAUCACGGAAUGGUUAUCAACAUGAUCAUAGAGGCAUCCCCAAGUACGCCCACCCCCAAAAUAGAGUCUUGCCAAAACCCGUCGCCGGACAACGACUGCGCAGCACUGAUAACGGGAGCAUCCUCCAAACCGCCGGCACUAUCCGCGGUCAGCGAAGGGACAGCGGGGGUAAGGAGGACCAUGCCGACAGUGAGAUGAUGGGCAUACUGCGAAGACGCUCCGAGAUGAUAGAGAAGGAGAACAAUUGCUAUCAUCACCUUAAUCUGCGGAACCACCGACUGUUUCACAGCGACCCGAACAUCGCUCGUCGGCCCGGGUCAGGAGAUGGAUGCAGUCACGAGGAGUUUCAAGAAGCCUACACCAGUAGAAGGAGCUGCAAUGGGGGAGCUGCCAUCAGAGCCAGUAAACUGAAGUAUAAAAAGAAAACUCGAGCACCUGAUCCUCCACCACCUGGGAACAAUUACUCCAGGCGACCUCAGGUCACCAACUACGACGAUAGGAAGAGUACGAAUGAACUGGCUUGUAAAUGCAUAUCGAAGCCAAGGGCCCCACAACCACCAGCCAUAGUUAUCCACCCGCCCCCACCUCCACCGAUGCCUAAUUCUGUGACUACCAGGACCAAGAUCGGUACUCCCCCAUCUGCUUCCAAAUCCGAAACACAGACAUCAGAGAAGACAAGGUCGCAGCUAGUCACAAGGGCGGUGGAGAGUCAAUACAAUAAGACUACAUACGAAAAGAACAUUCAUCCUUUGGAAAAAUGGAGAAACUGUAGAAGCACAGGAGAUAUUCGAAUAGACGAAGAAGACGAACGUCCAGCCUCCAGAACCACUGUGUUCGACAGUAAAAAAUUAUCGGACAAUCAAAACAAAAUACCUUCCUACCUCCCCCAGAGACCAGAUCCUUUUCAGAAAGAGAUCCAAGCUGUCACUAAAAAGAUCGCCGAAAGUCGUCAGCAUGUGUCCUCCCAUGAAGAAAAAGAAAAAAAGGCAUCGAACUCUCCAGAUUCUGAUUCCAAACCCAAAGAGAUGAAUUCGCCGCCAAAAUUUUACUUCUCAGAUCCUGGGGCUUUCAAACCCGUUCCCAAGCCUACAGAAAAACCUGUUGAGACGACACAUUCCGAAGGUUUCCUGAAAUCGGAUUGUGUUGGAAAAGACUCUGAAGAGCGGAAGUCCAAUGAAAAGACGGCUGUCGACGAGAUAGUGCCUUCGUUGCAGAGGUUUUCCCCCGGCAGGCGUCGCUUCAGACUGCCAAGCGGGAACAGCACCCCCACGCAGCAGCAAAAGGCCGAGAAGGAAUGGGACCACUUGUCAAGGAGCGUAUUCCACAAGCAGGAUGGAGACUCUGCCAUCGAUGUCAGAUUAAGACCUGUUUUACCAAGGAAGCCUCCGGAGGUGCCAAAAUUUUCUCCUUCAGAAGCAUGGCAGGCACUCGGAUCGGAUGGCAUGGGAAGCAGCAAUCAUUCCACAAGCGACGACGGUCCAGAAUCUUUUUCUGCUUACAAGCAGAAUCUGCAGCAGCGAAACGGAAUGAAUGACCGAUCUCGGAGAAAGUCGGAUAUGGACUAUGACAGGUACGACCGCUUUGGUGCAGACGGUUUCAAACACAGCAGCAUGAGUGACAGUCACUGGACGCCGAGACAAGAUUUGCUAGACGACUCGGACGUCAGCAGCGAGGACAGUGAGGAAGCCAUUGUGCCCCGAAUGAGACCAGGUUUGGAGGAGAUUUCGACCCGAUUCUCUCUUCCAAGUGUUAUGUUUUCGAAUAUGAGGCCGAUUGGUUCAGAAAUAAAAGCCAAUUCCACUCAACCUUCUUUCUUGAAAGACAGUACGAAAAUUAGUAAGAAAAAGAUUCCGAAGCGAAAUGACCCCACAUAUGACAACUGUCCGGGUCACAAUUUCAAACGAUUUCUAAGCAAACGAAACAAAUAUCUAAGCGAAGAAGACAUUACCGUUUCAGAUUCUAACUGGACUUUUGGACAGUACGGACUUCAAAAAAGAGGGAAGCAAUAUUCUUCGGAUCUAAUGCUAUCCGAUAAGAAAAAGUACGAACUCAUGGUACAAAAUCAUUUUGGGGAUUUUCUGGGUGAUAUAUUAGUAUCGAAAGCGAAUCACAUGAGAAAACAAAUGAAAUCAUCUGAUUCUGGAAAUUCGAAUUUCUCGUUUUAUUCAACUGAUGGCCAGAUUAUGUAUAACCCUGAUAAAGGGGGGUUUGUGAAAGACGAAGAAUGCUCUCCUCCAACCAGAGGUAGAGUUUAUGACAUGAGAAGACGUUUCGAUGCCAUCGCAGAUGCUUCAAGGCAAAACUUUGGACUCAAAAACUCAAAGAAGAGGGACACUGCUUCCGAUUUCGAUCUGAGUCGGAGACGAGAUCUUGAGCUGGCAAAGAUGUUAGAAGAUGAGGUGAGGAAAAGGAGGAACAAAGAGAAGAUUUCCAUCAGGCAGCAGCUUCAAAGGAUGAAGCAACUUCAGUCGGAUGGCGAAGAUGACUUCGAUGAUGAGGCGUACUUCACAGAGCCCAAAUCCAGAGAAGAUUCCCAAUCUCCGUUUUUCAAUCCUGACAGAACAACAACUGUGUCUGAGUUGGGCCUGAAGCAGUUUCGAUUUGGACAAGGACCCACUGCGACAGAUUCUUCUCAUUUGAGUCACUGGCAAAGCUCACCCGCUCUGCUUGAGGAUUCCGUAAUGAAGACAAACAUGCACCCUUCGGCUAAAGGUCGGCUGUCUCUAUCUUCCGUCAUGAGCUCCCCCGACUCCGGUGCGUGGGUGCAGAGCAAUGGAGUGGUGGACACGUGGUUGCAGAAACAGCAGAAGUUGGGCUUGGAUGGUCUGAAGAAAGAGUCCAGCAACAGUCCGGAUGGGCGUCUGACAACUUCGGACCAGGCGAACGAUGGGGACGUUAGCUCUUCUCCUACACCAGCCCCGCAGAAGAAAGAGAGGAGGAAGACCAACAUCUACAAGCAGCUCAUGGACAUCGUCAGAAAAGAGGAGAGACACCUCAAGCAAGCUCAGGGUGGAGACGACAGUCGGGAUUCUUCUUACAGCCACCGAGAGAGCAGCCCUUCCACCUGUUCUGAGUCGUCUUCCACAUCUUCCUAUUCGUAUUCUGAUUCUUCUAGCGCCAAGAACCAUUCCAAGAAUGGGGUUCCAGCCAAUAAGGAAUUCGGGUACCGAACUCCAACGACCGUCCCAUCUUUCCAAGUGGCUUUCGUUCAACCUUAUUCACCCAGGAAGACUUAUCGACCUGUACCUUUUGAUGUGGUCAACAGCCCUUAUCGACUACCAGAGCUUCAAGAAGAAGGAAAACUUCUGCCGACAGAAGUGCAGUGAAAUGUUCUUCCUUUCCCUGUACUUACAAUCUGAAGCAUGAAAUCACAAUCGACGAUAUUUUUUUUUCAAACAAUUCUCGAAGCUCUCUGAAUCAAAGUUUUACAGACAAUCUGGAAGAUUUUCUUUACAUGUGAUAUAUUUCAAAAGAGGGUGGAAAAGUAUUGCAUGCAAAAUGAAAAAUCAAAUUGUCAGGCAGUGACUACAAGAUGGUCAUGAUAUAUAAAUAUUGCAAAGUUGUACGUUCAGUAUAUGUUGAAUAUUAUAGCUUUCAAAAUGUUGUCAAAUAAUUAUUAACGCGAGGAUCGAUUCAACUUUCUGUAGAGGGGAGAGCAACAUUGCCAAAACUCUUAACUAAGUAGAAAAGAAAUAUGUGCAAAUACAUAUAUAUACAAUUUUCAACAUUCUAGAAACAUAUGAUAUGACUUUCCAACGGAAAUUCGUCUUCGCCACAAAUGUACCGUUGCAACUGAUGUCAUUAUGGAUUAAUCAAAUUUGAAAAUUAUUUCGUUGCAAAAUUCCCCGGUUAUUUCGAAACCUCGCGGAUGCUUUUAUCGCACAGUUUAAUUUAAUAUGUUAGUCAUCUCCAUUCGCACCAGAGAAAAUCUGACUAUCAGUAACAGAGGUACCACGCAAAACAUUUGAUAUAAAAAAGUUAAACUGAAAUGUUUAAUUUGGGGGGGGGGGGAGGAAGAAAUUUCUAAUAGAUAAUUCUUGAGGUCGGUUCAAACUUGCCAUGGUAUGUUAAAUGCACUGUGCUUAUUUAAACUUUGAUUCAUAUUUAUCUUGCAUUUACAUGCGGGAAAACAAGCAAUUGCACGGCAUGCAAAAUGACGGUUAUCAUACAAUUGUGAAUUCAUAAUAAUUGAGGUCAAUAUAUCUAAUGUAACAUUCCAAAAAAAAGAUUAUAACCACCACUUCAAUUUAUAAUCUCAUAAACUAGUCUGUGACAUAGCUUUUAUAAAUAUAGGAUGUCCCAAAAAAAUCGUUCACAAACUUGAAUGGUCAAUCGAGUUUACUGAAAGAAAUCAUUCCAACAGUAGAUUAUGAGAUCGAAUGACGGGAGGGAGAGGCAGGGUUGUCAGAAAAUGAAGCAAAAAUGAAUAGAAUAUAUAACAUGUGCAAUAUAUUUAAUGAUAUACGAAUUUAUAAAACCACACCAUGCAAAGCUCUUAUGUUUCAGAUGGUGAAUCAUUCUAGCGCUUACUUCAAAAGUUCGUUGUCGAUAUCGUGCCUCACUUGCCAUUGUCAUUUAUGCAUAUCAGUAGUUAUGUUAUCCUUCACGAAACUUUGUUGUGCCAUUGUGAAUUGGUAUUUCAUUAAAUAUGGAUUAUACACAGAUGAAGAGAAUUUCUGUUAAAGUUUGCAGAUGGCCAUCAAGGAUAUUGAAAAACACAUCACCUAUAUUCAACUCUUAAACAGAAAUGAAUUCCUAUCUCACCCCCAAUAUGUGUGCAUUCCGCAAAUACAUGACUGCCUAUGCUCAUGUUUACUAUUAUGAAAACUGUGAAAAUACAUUUAUGAUGACCAUAUGCAAGAGAGUUGUAUAGAAAUUUUGUAUUUGUAUAAACAUUAUAUGAGUGAGAGAAGUUAUAUUCAUACCUCAACCAGUCAGCUGGUACACUACAGCAAUAAAUAUAUGUACAUUCUGUAUAA